CUCUCUCUCUCUCCCUCUCUAAAAAAAACAGAGUAUUGUUUCUUUGAGUUUCAAGCUGACGAUCGAAAAUCAAGGAUCCACUAUCCGUGAAAUCAAGCCGAAGAACAGAAGAAUCAUGGGAGCUGGUGGACCUGAUGAAGAAGACAACAGGUGGCCGCCAUGGCUGAAACCGUUGUUGAGAGAGCAAUUCUUCAUUCAAUGCAAGCUUCAUAUCGAUUCUCACAAGAGCGAAUGUAAUAUGUAUUGCUUAGAUUGUAUGAAUGGCUCCCUCUGUUCUUGCUGUCUGGCUUAUCACAGGCAUCAUCGUUAUAUUCAGAUAAGGAGAUCAUCGUACCAUGAUGUAAUAAGAGUAUCGGAGAUACAAAGGUACCUGGACAUAUCUGGAGUUCAAACGUAUGUAAUAAACAGUGCUAAGGUUGUCUUCCUCAACGAAAGGCCUCAACCAAGGCCUGGAAAAGGUGUCAUCAACACUUGUGAGGUCUGUGUUCGAAGCCUUGUGGAUUCCUUCCGCUUCUGCUCUCUUGGUUGCAAGAUAGUUGGGGCAUCAAAGAAUUUCCAGAAGAAGAAGAGGCAAAUGGAAAUGGAAUCUGACUCUGAGGAUUCAUACAGCAGCAGUAGCCAUGGGAAGUCUAACAAGAACCAAGUGAGAAGCUUUAGUCCUUCAACACCCCCUCCGACUUCGGUUAAUUACAGAAGUACCAAACGUAGAAAGGGUAUACCCCACCGAGCCCCAAUGGGAGGACUAAUCAUACAAUAUUAGCCUUAAAUUAUAGGGACACACACACACAUAUAUAUAUAUACACACUUUUUUCUUUCUUUUACAUUAUAGGUUUUUCGUAAGAUAAAAGUAGGGGCUUUUGUUUGCUUGCUUUUUCUUGGUUGGGGAUAGGGAAAUGGAUAAAAUAUGUAAAUGUUACCUUGUUAUUUAGGAUGAAGUGUUUAUAAAUAAAAUGAUUGUACUUUGCAUGUUGUA
Hibiscus syriacus is the source of this 973-nucleotide messenger RNA. RefSeq lists its product as uncharacterized. The record is from RefSeq and is a predicted model, not a curated record. NCBI's taxonomy places the organism in Eukaryota, Viridiplantae, Streptophyta, Magnoliopsida, Malvales, Malvaceae. The transcript is spliced from 6 exons. The coding region runs from base 116 to 760 and encodes 214 amino acids.